Zalophus californianus (California sea lion) is the source of this 1704-nucleotide messenger RNA. RefSeq names its product synaptosomal-associated protein 47-like. The record is from RefSeq and is a predicted model, not a curated record. Gene Ontology annotation, biological process: synaptic vesicle priming; exocytosis; synaptic vesicle fusion to presynaptic active zone membrane. Gene Ontology annotation, molecular function: syntaxin binding; SNAP receptor activity. Gene Ontology annotation, cellular component: SNARE complex; plasma membrane. The transcript has 8 exons. Lineage: Eukaryota; Metazoa; Chordata; Mammalia; Carnivora; Otariidae. The coding region runs from base 1 to 1704 and encodes 567 amino acids.
AUGUCUACUCUCCCCCCGCCGUCCGCAGAGUCCGCGCCGCCGCUACGGGCCUCCAGCGGGGUCUUCGCAGACACGGAACCCACAGCCCUGACGCGGGUGUGGACGCGGGGAGGAGCCGCGGGGCCGAGGCGGGGAGCCGGAGCACAGCGGCGGGCGGCCGGCCCGGACCGCAGACCGCGGGAGCAGCCCCAGGAACCGACUCCGGAAGCCUCCACCUCAGGUUCUGAGGAGGUCCGGCUCCUGUCACUGCGGCUGCGCAGGCCGGGCUCUGGGCUCCUGGCUGGAGCUGGGUCGUGCGCCCUCUGCAGGCGGGGGAGGCAAUGCAGGACAAGCCCCUCCGCGGCCUUGGUUCGCGGUGGGGAGAAAGACACCGCGCAAGCGCGGGCGCUGACGACGCGCGCGAAGGCCGGACUGGGCGUCCGCGCGGAGCGGCCGCUUCACGGGAUUCUCUGGGAGCCUUCCGCCCGCGUCCUCCAGGAUCCGGAGCUGGCUGACCGCUUCGUGGAGGCGCGGCGUCUGAGGGAGCAGGCCGCGGGGGUGCGGCAGCCGGCAGCCAGGCGGGGAACUCUCCAAGGGGCGCCUAAGCGCCCGAGGUCUCGAAGGCACAGUUCUCUCACCGUCCUGGAGAAGGACCACCUCAAGCACUGGUUCAGCUCCUUGCAGCCCAGUCGGAAUGCAGUCUUCAGCAUCAUCGAGCAUUUCUGGAGAGAGCUGCUGCUGUCUCCAUCGGAAGCACCGCUCCCUGUGACCAAGGGGAAGCAGCUGACUGGUCUGAUGGCCUGUUCCCAGAAGCGCCUGGAAGAGACAGCCCGAGUCCUCCACCAUCAGGGCGAGCAGCUGGACAGCAUCACCAAGGGCCUGGACAAGAUGGAAUCUGACCUGGACUUGGCAGACAGGUUGCUGACGGAGCUGGAGUCCCCUUCUUGGUGGCCCUUUAGCUCCAAGCUUUGGAAGAUGCCAGCAGAAACAAAGUCCAAGGGGGGCACCUCAACGGCUAGUCCCAAAGCUCUUGGAAAAGAAGGGGUAGUGGUCCGAAUUCCUGCUGUUAUCUCCCAGGGAACAGCAUCUCAUGUUAAAGCAGGAAGUCUUACCAUCCUUGUGUCCGGGUUGAAAAUCCAUGACUCGAGUUCUUUGCUCAUGCACAGAUUUGAAAGAGAAGAUAUAGACGACAUUAAGGUUCACACACCUUUUGAAAUUAGCAUCCUCCAACGGUUCAUUGGGAAGCCAGACAUAGCUUAUCACCUGAUAUCCGCCAAGAUGCCCGAGGCUGUCCCCAUUUUGGAGGUGCAGUUCAGCAAGAAGAUGGAGUUGUUAGAAGGCGGCUUGACACCCGGAAGUGCCAGCACGUCUUCCCCAGCAGAGAAGGGCUGCUAUGUCUGGAAGCACCGCAGGAGGCCCGCCCGCCGCCAGCCGACCCAGCGGCCAACCAGCCCUACCCAGGCCCGGCCAUCCCGGGCACCUCCCGCCCUCCCUCCCGGCACCGCGCUAGCCAGCCCGUACCCCGGAGGGGUCCUUCAGGCCUCGGGCCGGGCAGCCCUCCUGCGGGUCCUUGUGCGGUUGCCUAGCAGCUGCGAGGACGCGAACGGAGCCGGAAGCGGAGUGGCAGGCCCAGCCUUGGGAUCCACCGUUUUUCGGCCCCGGGCGGGAGAAGCACGGAUCGCUGGGUUCAUUCCGCGGUGUGGGGGCGAGGGCAGUCCAGCCUGA